Messenger RNA from Nicotiana attenuata, 1453 nucleotides. Its product is annotated as polygalacturonase-like. The coding region runs from base 81 to 1259 and encodes 392 amino acids. The transcript is spliced from 4 exons. Gene Ontology annotation, biological process: carbohydrate metabolic process. The record is from RefSeq and is a predicted model, not a curated record. Gene Ontology annotation, molecular function: polygalacturonase activity. Lineage: Eukaryota; Viridiplantae; Streptophyta; Magnoliopsida; Solanales; Solanaceae.
CGUUUUUCCCAAUUCGAAAUAUCAACUUUUGUUUGUAUUGCCAAAAGAAAACCCAAGGAAGAAGUCCAUUUUUUGUCUAAAUGGAUAACCUGAUAAUAUCUUGCACUACUAUCCUCUUCUUAUCUUCUAUAUUUCUAUUCUUGCAAUCAAAUGCAACAUCAACCUACAAUGUGUUAAGCUUUGGUGCAAAACCAAAUGGCCAAACUGAUGCAACUCAGCCAUUUCUGAAGGCAUGGAGCGCUGCAUGCAGCUCAGUGCAACCAGCGACCAUUUACGUUCCCCGAGGACGUUAUCUUAUAAAGGCAGGAACAUUUAGAGGGCCAUGUAAAAAUAGAAUAACUCUAAGGAUUGAUGGAACCCUUGUGGCUCCAUUGGAUUAUUGGGCCAUUGGCAACUCCGGCUACUGGCUUUUGUUCAUUCAGGUCAAUGGGAUUUCCGUCAUCGGUGGAAAUCUUGAUGCUAAAGGAGCAGCUUUUUGGGCUUGCCGGAAAUCGGGCAAUAAUUGCCCAGUUGGAGCUAGGUCAAUAACCUUCAAUUGGGCUAAUGAUAUUGUGAUAAGUGGCUUACUAUCAAUCAACAGCCAGCUAACACAUAUUGUGAUCAAUAGCUGCAACAACGUGAUUGUUCGAAAUGUAAGCAUAAUAGCCCCCGAUCAGAGCCCAAACACCGAUGGCAUUCAUGUUCAAUCAUCAACUGGUGUUACUAUCAUAAAUAGUAGAAUCAAAACUGGAGAUGACUGUAUAUCUAUUGGACCUGGCACUAGAAAUCUUUGGAUGGAGAACAUUCUAUGUGGACCUGGACAUGGUGUUAGCAUUGGAAGUCUAGCAAGGAAUUAUGAAGAAGAUGGCGUGCAGAAUGUGACAUUGGUUUACUCGAUAUUCACAGGAUCUGAUAAUGGGUUAAGAAUAAAAUCUUGGGCAAGAUCCAGCACUGGUUUUGUCACCAACAUUAAUUACCGCAACAUAGUCAUGAAGUACGUUGACAAUCCAAUCAUCAUUGAUCAGAAUUACUGCCCAAACAACCAAGAUUGUCCAGGCGAGACUUCUGGUGUAAAGAUUAGUCAAGUAACGUAUGAAAAUAUACAAGGGACGUCAACAACUCCAGUAGCUAUGAAAUUUGACUGCAGUCCCAGCAAUCCAUGCAAAGGAAUCCAGAUAAAAGACAUAAAGCUUACUUAUAUGAACAAAAAGGCACAAUCUUUUUGCAAGAAUGUUCAAGGAAGUAAAAGAGGAGUCAUUUUGCCUGACAGUUGUAUAUGAAUACAGUUCUACUUUUGAACAAGCAAGUGUUACCAAUAGAAAGAAGGCUUAUUUGGUCUACUCCAAUAAAGUUGUACAUACCUUACAACAGCAAUAAUAUGUUUUACUUUGAAAAUUAUGUAAAAAAAAAAUGUAUUGUCAAUAUCCUCUAACGCAAAUUGAAUACACAAAGUAUACUAAAUUUUAUUGGUCGA